AAUGCUAUUUCUUCAGGUAGUCUAUGCUGAAAUGAAGCAAAGGAUCAUGGUCUAUGUAGUUCCCUCUGUUUUUUUUUCACAUAAUUCUUAAUUUAAACAAAGAGACUUGUAAUUCGACAUAUUAUGAUGGUCCACGAUUGUGAUAACUUUGACGAUACGAUAUCACGAUAUUUCGGUUAUUAUUACAUCUUUAGUUUCUACUAUUAUUACAUCGCUACUACUGAUCAUCCAUCAUAAUAUAAUGUUUGUAAUUGCAUUUUUUCAGUGAUGAGCCAACUUUAGUUUCAAUAUCAUUCUUGGCAGUAACAGUACCUGAACCAAACCCCAGCCCGAGUGCGCGCUCUGCUGCAGCGGACAUCCCUGCGCUCUCGUCCCGCCCACGUUCAGUCUAUGGCCCCGCCUCCGGCUUUGAAACGUCGCCAGCGCCAAACUCUGGUUCUGGUGCAGGGACGGUGUCGGUAAAAUGACCCCCGGUACCGAGGAGCACAUAUGGAGGAGAGUUGGGUCAGUCAGCGGAGUGAUCCCCCGGUCCAGACACGGUCAUCGAGCUGCAGCCAUCCGGGAGCUGAUCAUUGUUUUCGGCGGAGGAAACGAGGGGAUAGCGGAGGACCUCCAUGUAUACAACACUGUGUCAAGACAGUGGUUCCUCCCAGCUGUGAGAGGUGACAUCCCUCCUGGUUGCGCUGCUCAUGGCUUUGUUUGCGAUGGAGCUCGAAUUCUCGUAUUUGGAGGAAUGGUUGAAUUUGGAAAGUACUCCAGCAGCCUAUAUGAACUACAGGCAAGUCGCUGGUUAUGGAAGAAGCUGAAGCCUAGAGCACCAAAGAUUGGCUCUCCCCCUUGCGCACGCAUUGGUCACAGCUUUACUCUUACAGGAAACAAAUGUUAUCUUUUUGGAGGAUUGGCAAAUGACAGUGAGGAUCCCAAUGGCAACAUACCACGAUACUUGGGAGACUUGUUUGAGCUGGAGUUACAGUCAGUAUCGGGGGCGAGAGGUUGGAGCAUCCCAGAGACCAAAGGUGGAGGUCCUUCACCCAGAGAGUCGCACACAGCGGUGGUUUACACUGGGCUGGGCUCACCAAAACUCUACGUGUUUGGAGGCAUGCAAGGCUCGCGGUUAGACGACCUUUGGCAGCUAGACCUUGAUACAAUGGAGUGGUCAAUGCCUGAAACUAGAGGCUGCAGACCAUUUCCUAGAAGCUUGCACACGGCAAACGUCAUCGGAAAUAAGAUGUAUGUGUUUGGAGGCUGGGUGCCAAUACCAGAGACUGAGAGAGAAAAAGCUAUUGGAACAGAGUGGAUUUGCACUAAUUCUUUGAGUGUCCUUAAUUUGGACACAUUGAGCUGGCAGGAUCUGGGCCCGGAGCAACCGGAGGACGUGGAGUCUCAAAUGGAGAGUCAGGGCCCUCAGGUGGAAGACCCCUACGCCGUCCGCCCCCGAGCCCGAGCGGGGCACUGUGCUGUGGCGGUGGGCUCCCGUCUGUACGUAUGGAGCGGGAGGGACGGAUACAGGAAGAGCUGGAGCUAUCAGGUCUGCUGCAAGGACCUGUGGUAUCUGGAGACAGAGCUUCCUUCUACUCCAGAGCCAGUACUGCUCAUCAAGUCCACAGUGAACUUGUUGCAUGUGGCCUGGCGCCCCCUAGCUGCAGCAGAUAGCUACCUCCUCCAGAUUCAGCCUGUGAGUUCGUCCAGCAACGGAGUCGGUCAAAACCAGGAUUCAAAUAAAACACAAGGACCAGACACAAAGGAGGGAGACGCCACUGGUAAAGGUCAGGCUCAAAAAGAAGAUACUACCAAUAAAGUGGAGAACAUAUGCACAAAGGAAAAAGAAGAGCAGGAUGGCACAGGCUCAAAUACUAAACACAGCACUGAAAAGGAAACAUCUGCUGCAGGUGACUCAGCUCAGUCCAGAGCUGACAAAAAUGAACAGUCUGAACAGACAGACUCUGGUUCCUGGUUCGAUGUUGGAGUCUUUAAAACACUUUUCUCUGAGGUCAAUCACUUUUAUCUUCCGUCUGAAAACGACCAGAGCACAAACGCUAUCAGCAACCGGACAGUAAGCAUUAAAGAGCCCCUGGUGCAGAGGAAAGCCCCAGGACCUCAGGACUAUCAGGGCCGGGAGAGGGAGGUGCUAGCCCCUGGUCAGACCUACAGGUUCAGAGUGGCUGGGCUCAACUGUUUUGGAACCGGAGACUUUAGUCCGGUCAGUGAGUUCAAGACCUGCCAGCCUGGGUUUCCUGGAGCUCCAUCAGCCGUUAAAAUCACUAAGCUCAAUGACACUGUGCACAUUGCGUGGGAUGCGCCCUCCUCUCCUUCGGGGAAGAUUAUGGAGUAUUCCAUGUACCUGGCGGUGAAGAAGAGCCGGCCGGGGUCUAGCUCAGAGCGCCCAGGGCAGAUGGGAUUUAUCCGAAUCUACAGGGGCACAAAGACGUCCUGCUCCGUCAGCUCAUCCCACCUGGAGAACGCCCACAUUGACUGCUCCCAGACCAACCGCCCCGCUGUUGUGUUCAGGAUCGCAGCCAAAAAUGAACAGGGCUACGGGCCGGCCACACAGAUACGCUGGAUACAAGUUCCCACAAAAAUGCAAAGCUCCUCAUCCAAAGCAGACAGCAAUGCAGCAGACCAAGAUGCAGCAGACAGCUCAGGUUGAAGAUGUUUGGUACUGUAUUUUAGAAAAGACUGAGACUCAGGAAGUGGGCUGAAUGCCACCCUUACUUUGUACAGUAUAAUAGUUUUGUUAAUUUAUUUUUUUAUGUAUUUAAUUGAUCCCUGUACAUGUGUGUUCAUAGGUUUAACCACUUUGAGAAGGUUACUGAGAAUCUUUAUGAUCUUCCUAAUAUUUCUAUGAACUCGGGCCAGUGCCUUAAGCAGCCUUCACACUAUGUUGUUUCUGUCACUGUAUGGAAAAGCACAGAUGCAGAGUUUCUCAUUAAAGGUGAGACUACGGUGCCAACCACAAGCUUAAGAAUACUUCAAUGUUUUAUCUUUUAUUUCUUGUUUUAUUGUAAAUGUUUACAAAACAUCCCUUAUGUAUUAAAUUCAAAACGUGGCAUUACUCCAAUACAUUUUGUGGCACCAUAGUCUCACAAAUUUGGGAGAAACACUAUACAUGGUACAAUGUAAAGUAAUGGACCAUUUUCACUUCAGCCCAAUUAUUUCACAAAGUGUCAUGUAGCAUCCCAUCAUUGUUAUUAUUGUGUGUGUAUCUCAAUGACAAUCACACUUUGGCUGUAACAGUUUAUAAGAGCAAUUUGUGUUUUUUCCCCACUGUUGUUUUAUACAUUUCGUUUUACUUUGUUUAUUUUAUGUUGGUCAUGACUGAAGCCUUUCCAAGUACUAUUAUUGUUUGUAGUUCAAAAUUCAAAAGUAUAUAUGCAGCUCUAUUAUUCCUAGCGCAGCGCAAAGCACUUCUGUUUUGGAAAUUAAAAAUAUAAACUGCA
This is a messenger RNA of Boleophthalmus pectinirostris (great blue-spotted mudskipper), 3437 nucleotides long. It is a transcript of the gene hcfc2, whose product is annotated as host cell factor C2. The transcript is spliced from 17 exons. Gene Ontology annotation, molecular function: protein binding; transcription coactivator activity. Gene Ontology annotation, cellular component: histone methyltransferase complex. The coding region runs from base 464 to 2647 and encodes 727 amino acids. NCBI's taxonomy places the organism in Eukaryota, Metazoa, Chordata, Actinopteri, Gobiiformes, Gobiidae. The record is from RefSeq and is a predicted model, not a curated record. Gene Ontology annotation, biological process: chromatin remodeling; regulation of DNA-templated transcription.